CGAGCAGAGCAGAGCGGGACUGAGUAAGAGGAGGACAGACGUGUGCAGACCAGAGCACAGCAACUCCACAAAGACAAGACAGGAGAGGAGUUUGCAAGAAGAAAAUAAGAAAAGAAAACAGCAGUGUUUUGUUUUUUCUUUUGUUUUUACAUCAGCAAACUGUAGUGGAUAUCAAACAAAUACACCAGAAGAACAAAAAGAAUUGGAACAACCAGAGGGAUUGGCUUUGCUUCACAGCUAAGAGGAGAACACUAAAGUAGAAUUUUUUUAUUUUAUUUUUAAGAAUUUUGUACCCUUUGUCAUUUUAAAUUAAUCCAAAGGAUAUAAAGCAAGAGAAGGAGGACUCACAGAGAAGUAGGGCUGCAGUGGUGAAUAUGCCGGUUAGAGGUAGCUGUUUUGGGGCAGGCAUGGGCAGGCUGACUGGACAGCCUCUCUGGAUGUUGGUGGUGAUGCUCUUUGCCCUUCUCAUGGGUGAUGCCAGUGCCUGUCCAGCCCUGUGUACCUGCAGCGGCACCACAGUGGACUGCCAUGGACUGGGUCUCAAAUCCAUGCCAAGGAAUAUCCCCCGCAACACUGAAAGACUGGAGCUGAAUGGGAAUAAUCUCACACGCAUCACCAAGAGUGACUUUGCUGGACUCAAGUACCUCAGAGUUCUGCAGCUGAUGGAGAAUCAGAUUACUGUGAUUGAGCGUGGGGCUUUUGAUGACAUGAAGGAGCUGGAAAGACUGCGGCUGAACCGUAAUCAACUGCAGCAGCUUCCUGAGCUGCUCUUUCAGAAGAACCCUGCCCUGUCUCGACUAGAUCUGAGUGAGAACUACAUCCAGUCCAUCCCCAGAAAAGCUUUCAGAGGAGCUACAGACAUCAAGAACCUUCAGCUGGAUAAAAACCACAUCAGCUGCAUUGAGGAUGGAGCUUUCAGAGCUCUGAGAGGCCUGGAAGUGCUAACUCUGAACAACAACAACAUUAGCAGCAUCCCCGUCUCCAGCUUCAACCACAUGCCCAAACUACGAACCUUCCGUCUCCACUCCAACAAUCUCAACUGCGACUGUCAUCUAGCCUGGUUGGCUCAGUGGCUGAGACAGAGGCCAACUAUUGGUCUGUUCACCCAGUGUACAGCCCCGCCUGAGCUCAGAGGGCUGAAUGUGGCCGAGGUACAGAAACACGAAUUCUCCUGCUCAGGUCACCAGGAGUCUUCCAACCUGCAGCCGUGCAGCACAGGAGGAGGUUCAUGCCCUGCCAUGUGCACAUGCAGCAACAAUAUUGUGGACUGCAGAGGGAAGGGUCUCACCGCAAUCCCAGCCAACCUGCCCGACAGCAUGGCUGAGAUACGUCUGGAGCAGAAUGGGAUUAAGUCCGUCCCUCCCGGAGCCUUCUCUCCGUACAAGAAGCUGCGUAGGAUAGACCUGAGCAACAACCAGAUCUCAGAGAUAGCUCCCGAUGCCUUUCAGGGUCUGCGCUCCCUCAACUCCCUUGUGCUGUAUGGAAAUAAGAUCACCGACCUGCCCAAGGGGGUGUUUGACGGCCUGUACGCCCUGCAACUGCUGUUGCUGAAUGCCAAUAAGAUCCACUGCGUUCGUGCCAACGCCUUCCAGGACCUGCAGAAUCUCUCGCUGCUAUCGCUGUACGACAACAAGAUCCAAACCCUCGCCAAGGGCACCUUCACUUCACUAAGAGCAAUACAGACCCUUCACCUGGCCCAGAACCCUUUUAUUUGUGACUGUAAUCUGAAGUGGCUGGCCGACUACCUGCGCUCCAACCCCAUCGAGACCAGCGGCGCUCGCUGUGCCAGCCCUCGCCGUCUCGCAAACAAACGCAUCGGACAGAUCAAGAGCAAGAAAUUCCGCUGCUCCGCCAAAGAGCAGUACUUCAUCCCAGGUACAGAGGACACUCGACUGAACAAUGCCUGUAACAGUGAUCCAGUCUGUCCUCCCAAGUGUCGCUGUGAGUCCAACGUCGUGGACUGCUCCAAUCUGAAGCUGACCAAGAUCCCUGAACACAUCCCAGCAUCCACCACAGAGCUCCGCCUCAACAACAAUGAGAUCACCACUCUGGAGGCGACAGGAGUUUUUAAGAACCUCUCCCAGUUGAAGAAAAUUAACCUUAGCAACAACAAAAUGACAGAGAUCGAGGACGGUGCGUUUGAAGGCGCAUCUUCUGUCAAUGAGCUUCACCUCACAGCCAAUCAGAUCGACUCUGUCCGAAGCGGGAUGUUCCGUGGCCUUGAAGGGCUCCGUAUGCUGAUGCUGAGGAACAACAAGAUCAGCUGCGUCCACAAUGACAGUUUCACGGGGCUGCAUAAUGUCCGUCUGCUGUCUCUGUAUGACAAUCAGCUGACAACCAUCACCCCUGGGGCUUUUGACACCCUGCAGACCCUCUCCACCCUUAACCUCCUGGCUAACUCCUUCAACUGUGACUGCCGUCUGGCCUGGCUUGGUGAUUGGCUGAGGAGCCGGAAAAUCGUGACCGGCAACCCUCGCUGCCAGCGUCCAGCAUUCCUGAAAGAGAUUCCUCUGCAGGAUGUGGCGCUGCCUGACUUCCGCUGUGAGGAGGGCCAAGAGGAGUCAAGCUGUGUGCCUAGACCACAGUGCCCCAGUGAAUGUACUUGUUUGGAGACUGUGGUGCGCUGCAGUAACAAGCACCUCCACACACUGCCCAAAGGCAUCCCCAGAAAUGUGACUGAACUGUAUCUAGAUGGAAACCAAUUCAGUGUUGUGCCAAAGGAGCUGUCUACCUUCAAAUACCUCCAGCUGGUAGACCUUAGCAACAACAAGAUCAACUCUCUGACCAACUCGUCGUUCGCUAACAUGAGCCAGCUCACCACUCUAAUCCUGAGCUACAACUCCCUGCGUUGUAUCCCCAAAAUGGCCUUUAGUGGACUGCACUCCCUCCGACUGCUGUCUCUCCAUGGCAACGAAAUCUCUGAACUUCCGGACGGCAUCUUCAACGAUGUGUCUUCACUUUCCCACUUGGCGAUUGGUGCUAACCCGUUGUACUGUGACUGCCGCCUUCGCUGGCUCUCUGACUGGGUGAAGACCGGCUACAAAGAGCCCGGUAUCGCCCGCUGUGCUGGUCCACAGGGCAUGGACGGAAAACUGCUGCUAACCACACCUGCGAAGAAGUUUGAAUGUAGAGAUGAUGUGGACACUUUAGUUCUGGCCAAGUGUAACCCGUGUCUGUCCAGUCCAUGUAUGAACCAGGGCAUCUGCCACAGUGACCUGGUGGAGAUCUACAGGUGCAGCUGUCCUCCAGGAUUUAAGGGUAAGAACUGUGAGACGGCUCUGAACGCCUGUGUGAGUAACCCAUGUGGCAACGGAGGAACCUGCCAAGUCAGUGAGGAAGAGGAGGGAGUCUACAGUUGUGUGUGUCCGCUGGGCUUCGAGGGCCCCACGUGCCAAAUCAACAUUGACGACUGCGAAGACAACGAUUGUGAAAAUGGGGCAACUUGCAUCGACGGAGUCAACAACUACACUUGUUUUUGUCCCCCCUACUACACCGGGGAGAUGUGUGAGGAAAUGGAGGAUGUGUGUGCCCCUGGAAGAAGCCCCUGCCAACAUCAGUCUACCUGCCUCAUCACAUCCUCCGGGCCCAAGUGUGUGUGCUCUCCUGGUUAUGUUGGCGAUGACUGCAGCGUAGACUAUAACGACUGUCAAGAGCAUCGCUGUCAGAACGGAGCUCAGUGUGUGGAUGAGCUGAACGGAUACGCCUGCGUCUGCCCUGAGGGAUACAGCGGUCAGUUGUGUGAAGUUUCCCCAUCACCGAUGUCUCUGUGUGAGUUGGCGGAUUGCCAGAACAACGCCCCCUGUGUGGAGCGAGGUGGGCGGGCGCUCUGCCAGUGUCCUCCAGAGUUCGGGGGCCCACGCUGUGAAAAGCUUGUCAGCGUUAACUUCAUUGACAGAGACUCGUAUUUACUGCUGUCUGAUCUCAAGAACUGGCCCCAAGCGAACAUCACCCUCCAGGUAUCAACAGAUGAAGAUAAUGGUAUCCUGUUGUAUAAUGGAGACAAUGAUCAUAUCGCUGUGGAGCUCUUCCAGGGUCAUGUCAAAGUCAGCUAUGACCCCGGCAGUCAGCCAGGACACGCCAUCUACAGUACUGAGACUAUCAACGAUGGUCAGUUCCACACAGUGGAGCUGGUGACCUACGACCAGAUGGUGAACCUGUCUAUUGAUGGGGGUCUCCCUACCACAAUGGACAGCUUUGGGGCAGUGCGGCCCCUCAACGGGGAGGCUCCACUAUACGUGGGGGGUAGGGGCCCUCUCCAGAACACACCUCCCUCCUCUGCAGGCAUGCCCGUGGACGUCCAUUCAGGCACUUUCCGCCUCUGGCAGAUCCAGAACGGCUCCAGUUUCCAUGGUUGCAUCCAGAACUUGUACAUCAAUAAUGAGCUGCAGGACUUCACCAAAACCCAAAUGAAACCUGGCGUCGUACCGGGCUGCGAGCCAUGCAAAAAGAUCUACUGCAUACACGGCAUCUGCCAGCCUGACGGCGCCCAGGGACCGGUGUGUCACUGCCAGCCGGGCUGGAGUGGACCGCACUGUGACCAGCCUGCUACCAACCCCUGCCAGGGCAGCAAGUGUGUCCAUGGAAAGUGUAUCCCUCUGGACACUCAGUCGUACCGCUGUGAGUGUGAGGAGGGGUACCGAGGCGCCCUGUGUAAUCAACAGGGGGAGCUGUUCAACCCCUGCCGCCGCCUGUCCUGCAAACACGGCCGCUGUCAGAUCUCAGACACAGGAGACGCCUACUGUCACUGUGAAAGUGGCUACACUGGGGAGCUGUGUGAUGCAGAGUCUGAGUGCCGAGGGGAGCCGGUGCGAGACUUCUACCAGGUGCAGCGUGGUUACGCCAUCUGCCAGACAACACGCAUGGUGUCCUGGGUGGAGUGCACCGGCGCCUGCGACACGGGAGCCUGCUGCGCCAGCCAGCGGAUGAAACGCCGGAAAUACACCUUCGAAUGCAGCGAUGGAACCUCCUUCACCGAGGAGGUGGAAAAGACCAUCAAGUGCGGCUGUGUAGGCUGCAUGUAGCAUCAUUCACUCGCAUCCCCUGCCACUGCUGCUAAGCAGAAGAUAGAAAGAAAGAAAGGAAGGAAGAAAGAGUGAGGACUGGAGGAAAGUGAGGGAGGAAAAGAAAGAAAGAGAGAGAGAUUAUAAAGAAUAUAUAUAAAACCUCUAUCUAUAUAUUAUGGACAACAAUGUUUGUAAAAUAGGACAUUUCCUCCCCUUCUAAGGGUGUGUGACCUACAGUAACACAGAGAAACCAACAUCAUGAGCAACAAUGUAGAAGUGAGAACAACCGCAACAAAACCAUUGUAUCUGCAACAUUGUUUCAAGGGGUCCAGAGAUUUCAAAGGUGUUGCAUUCAGAGUGAGGCAUCCCGCCAACACAGUUUACCCAGUGUGAAUUCCCCAUCCAUCUGUGAGGCCUCUGACAGCCAAACCACCAUCUACCAUCUUUACUUCGUGGAGGCAGUGAGGACAGUGGGAAGAGAGGUAAAGACAGGGAAAAAGAGAGAAACGCGAGGAGACGAAGCGAGCUGGACUGGUUGACUUGGCAAAGCUAUCUUGAGUUGAGCUUGGCGGGGUUACCUGGACUGGGCUGGAUACAGUUUGGGUUUGAGGUACAGUUGUUGAUUUGGAGUAGCAAUUUCUCUGCCACGAUACAGUCAUCCAUCCACAUAUGCACAUGUAGAAGUCAAAGAAAGAGAGGUAGGGUUAGAGCGGCACAUAACGCAGUGCAGAUGUCGAGGCUUCGAGGCCAGGCGGUCUGGUGUCACAGUUGUUUUGCUGUGAGGUACCGUAACAUAGAAACUCCAUGAAAAUAGACUGCACUGAUUAGCAGCACUGAAAACAACAGUCAUACACCUGUCUGAAGUACAUGAUCACACAUGCAUGGCAUACCGUAUAUCCACACACACGGUCUUCGCUUCAGUUUGAGUGAGACGGCUGGUGUGAUAACUAUCUAUUCUGUUCAUACAGCAAACCAGUCUGGCGCUGGCAGUGCCCAGUGGUUGUCAGUCCCCCAGCAUGCAUUGCCUCAGGGUCAGGGUGAUUUGCAUACUCCCACCCCUUUUGAGCAGGAGUUCCGUCCUGCUCCUCUUGAUGCCUGCAGUAUUAUAACUUGUGCAAACUGUUGCAUGUGAGGAGAAGUUUGCCAACAAAUAUGUAGAGCUUCUUAGUAUCAUUAUAAAUAUUAUUACAAAACAAAGGGUUGCAGAAUCAUUUUCUGAUUUUUUUGUUUUGUUAUGUCUAAUUUCUCAUAUUGAUUUGUUUUUAUUUUGUUAUAUUUUGUUCCAUGAUGUAACCUAACUCCUUUAGCCCCUCAACCCUCCCCGACCACCCUUUAUAUAGAAAUGCCUAACAGAUUCUAAUAUAUAUAUAUAUUUGUAUUUCAUUUUGGUAUAGUAUUUUUCUAUGUUAAAGAGUACGUCUGUUUCUGGAAGCUUUGGGACUGGUGGAAUGGCAUUCAGUUUGUUCCCUAGGUGUUUUUAUUUGUUGAUCUCACUUGUUCCAACAAGGUAAUUAAAUACAUUAAUUGGCCAAAAAAAUACAGCAGCUGGUUGGCCUUGUUGUAUAGGUGCAGUAUUGGUCUAGAAAUAUGUUAAAUAUUGUAUAUGUUGUCUUCCAUGUGAAUAUUACAUCUAAUUCAUGAGAGUCUGUGCUUGUUUUGUUCCUUUAUUUAUUUUAUCUAAAGGCGUUUUCAUGUAGAAAGUGAAAGGCGUAAAUGUUCCUGACUUUCGGAUAUUUUCAAAAAUUUCAAAAAGAUGAAAAAAUGUAAAAUAAUCAAUAAAAUAGCAUAAAAAAUCUGUAAGGUAUUUGUAACAUGACUUAAUAGCAAGUUACAACAGUGUUUUUCCUCUUUUUCCGGCUUCAGACAUUCCUCGUUUGCUGCAGGAGCCGGAAAGGUCCGAGUAAAAGACGGGACGUUAAGAGAUUGAAGAGAAUGUCCCGAAAUCAGAUUUACCUUGUAAUUACCAUACCACACUUAAAGGGUCCUGGUUGUUUUUUCAUGUUCAUUAUGUUGAAGUGCUUGGUUGUAUUUCUAUCAUUUUAAUUUGUGAGAUGUUUGCCAUAGAGAGAAAUACUUUUGAGGUGUUUUUAGUUCAACAGAGUUAAAGUAGUCAAGCUCAACUGAUCAUAAGCUGCUGUCAAGCCAGAAGAAAUAGGAUGACGUUGCCUCUGUGGACACUAAUCAUAUUAAGGUAUACCCUCAUCCUAGAUCUGUUUAAAUAGGCAAGUGUGUAAAAGCAUUGUUCGCCUACUACUGACAGAUAAUACAUGGAGAACAAAAAGAAAAAAAAAAAAAAAAAAAAGUCUGGACAUUUUAACGUCUGUCAGUUCUGGCUGGCUGCCCACAUAAAAAAGAAGAAAUGGUGCCAAUUACAUUGAACACAACAGUCAUACCUGAAUGUAUAAAUGUGUAUAGAUAAAUAUGACCUAUGCUUAUUCAUGAAGUGGUAACUUUUAGCUGUUAUUUAGUUUCUAAUGUAAGAUAUAGAAAAUCACAUACUGUUUUUAAGUGACGGUCCAUCGGGAAGGCUUAAAAAGGCGUUGUUUUCCCUGAAGACUGCGAUUGUGUUUAUCCAUUUUGCUGAUCUAAAUGUUGAAAAAGUCUCUUUAUCGUGUGAAAGGCUGCAGAUCCCAGAUCUGGGCUCAGUACAAUGCCACAUCACAGAGCUCCUGUUCAUAUUGCUACCCAUGUUAACUUUGUUUUCCAUGCUGUUGAUGUGAUCCAGUGGUGUACAAUAACAUUAAAAAGAAGAUCUCAUCAAAGGAUACUGAUGAACAGUCACUGUAAUUCUUAGGCUGUGUGCCUCGUAAAGGUGCAUAUUUAGUCGAAUGUGGCUUUCUUUUCAUGUCUCCUUUCCUUCUUUUUGCACUGAUCUGUACUGGACAGGUGCAUUCAACUUCCUGGUAGACAUCUUAGUGGUGCUUGUGCUAUAUUGAGAUGUAAUUCAGUUAUCUGGUCCGACGGCCAGAGACACAGAUUUUCCAUCCUAUGAACUCUAUAUACAUAAAUAUGUUAUUGUGAACAAACACAAUGUCUCUGUUGUAUUGAACUGGUGCAAAAACAAAGAAAUACUCCUGUUUGGAUUUUUGUCUGUUGACUUUUUUUGUUACAGGAUUGAUGGUGGGAUUGAACUGAAAAACUCCCAAUAAUGCUGAAUGUAUGUAGUGCCACCGACAAAAUGUUUACCAAACCUCCACUCUUUUCAUUAAUUAAACUUAAUUGUGUGUGCUUUUAA
This is a messenger RNA of Sphaeramia orbicularis (orbiculate cardinalfish), 8238 nucleotides long. It is a transcript of the gene slit1a, whose product is annotated as slit homolog 1a (Drosophila). Gene Ontology annotation, biological process: axon guidance; negative chemotaxis. The transcript has 37 exons. The record is from RefSeq and is a predicted model, not a curated record. NCBI's taxonomy places the organism in Eukaryota, Metazoa, Chordata, Actinopteri, Kurtiformes, Apogonidae. Gene Ontology annotation, molecular function: heparin binding; Roundabout binding; calcium ion binding. The coding region runs from base 375 to 5021 and encodes 1548 amino acids.